AUGCUCUCCCGGUUCUCUUCAUCUAUCGUUCGUCAACGAAUUCAAAAAAGACAAAUGUCUUUUGAACUAUCAAGCACUCAAAAAGAAAUUCAAGCAGCAGCAUUGCAAUUUUCGAAAGAUGUACUCCUACCAAAUGCUUCCAAAUACGACAAAAGCGGAGAGUUUCCAUGGGAAAUUGUCCGUCAAGCUCAUUCCCUUGGUUUCAUGAAUCCAAUAAUCCCAGAGAAGUACGGUGGACCUGGAAUGGGUGGUUUAAAUUCGGUGCUGAUUGUUGAAGCGUUGUCCUAUGGAUGUACUGGAAUCCAGCUCGCUAUCGUUGGACCAUCUCUCGCCGUGGCUCCAGUAUACUUGGCUGGAACCGAAGAGCAGAAGAAAAAGUAUUUGGGAAUGAUGGCAUCUGAAGCUACUAUUGCAUCGUAUGCAGUCACAGAACCAGGAGCAGGAUCGGAUGUAAACGGAGUGAAGACCAAAGCAGUGCAGAAAGGAGAUGAGUAUGUCAUCAAUGGAUCAAAAGCAUGGAUCACCGGAGGAGGACAUGCAAAAUGGUUUUUUGUUUUGGCAAGAACUGAUGAGAAUCCGAAUACUCCUGCUGGCAAAGCCUUCACUGCAUUCCUUGUUGAUGGGGAUACUCCUGGAAUUACACGAGGAAAGAAGGAAGAGAAUAUGGGUCAGAAAUGCUCAGAUACAAGAACAAUUACUUUUGAAGACGUUCGUGUUCCCAAAGAGAACAUUCUUGGUGCUCCAGGAGCUGGAUUCAAAGUCGCCAUGGGUGCAUUCGAUCUGACACGUCCACUGGUUGCUGCCGGAGCAGUUGGCCUGUCCUGGAGAUGUCUGGAUGAAUCUUGCAAGUACGCAUUGGAACGAAAUGCCUUCGGAACACCGAUUGCCAAUCAUCAAGCCAUCCAAUUCAUGCUUGCCGAUAUGACUGUCAAUCUGGAACUUUCUCGUCUCUACACCUACCGUGCUGCAGCUGAAACUGAUGCAGGUGGCGUUUCUUCUUACAGUGCAUCAAUUGCAAAAUGCUUCUCGGCCGAUACGGCAAAUAUUGCUGCUGCCAAUGCUUGUCAGAUCUUUGGAGGCGCCGGUUUCAAUUGCGAUUAUCCAGUUGAGAAGCUGAUGCGUGAUGCCAAGAUUUACCAAAUCUACGAAGGAACUUCUCAAAUCCAACGCAUGGUCAUUUCUCGCACUCUUCUUCAAAACUUCGCUCAGAACGGAACUAGCAAAAUGGGAUAG
This is a messenger RNA of Caenorhabditis briggsae, 1233 nucleotides long. Lineage: Eukaryota; Metazoa; Nematoda; Chromadorea; Rhabditida; Rhabditidae. The transcript has 4 exons. The coding region runs from base 1 to 1233 and encodes 410 amino acids. Gene Ontology annotation, biological process: medium-chain fatty acid catabolic process; fatty acid beta-oxidation. Gene Ontology annotation, cellular component: mitochondrion. Gene Ontology annotation, molecular function: flavin adenine dinucleotide binding; medium-chain fatty acyl-CoA dehydrogenase activity. The record is from RefSeq and is a predicted model, not a curated record.